This is a messenger RNA of Enhydra lutris kenyoni (northern sea otter), 1857 nucleotides long. Its product is annotated as leucine rich adaptor protein 1 like. The coding region runs from base 812 to 1486 and encodes 224 amino acids. Gene Ontology annotation, biological process: positive regulation of canonical NF-kappaB signal transduction. The record is from RefSeq and is a predicted model, not a curated record. Lineage: Eukaryota; Metazoa; Chordata; Mammalia; Carnivora; Mustelidae. The transcript has 2 exons.
GGCAACAGGGUGGGAAAAUUGCUGCUGCUCUUAUUUCCUGUGAAAUACGGUACAAGGGUUGGCCCUGGUUUGGUCCACCUGCCAGCGGAGUUUAAAGUUUCCAGGGCUCGGAGGAACACAAUGACUUGGAUCGAACUGCCUAAAUGAAAAGAAGGGCAUUUCUGCUACAACAAGGAAGCCGUUAAACUCCUGCUAAGCUAACCAUCUCUUUUAUGCGUCCAUGCACACGACCGACCUCCUCUAUCACUGACCAGGGAUUAUUUCUGACAAUCCAGGAUAUUUCGAAAGCUUGGAGACAUAUGGCUGGAAAAUGAAACGACCCUGGGAGUGUGGCCACAUCAUUACUUUGUGUCGCGUGGUACCAGAUGGGCAAUCAGUGAAUGAUGCAGAGAUGUGAACGGACAGUUUUAUAAUGUGAAUUUUCCCCCCCAUAAGGCCAAAACAGACUUCAUUUCCCCCUCUUUUCUUUUGGUUUAUAACACUUGGAUUUUCUCCUCUCUGCAAUAUCAAUUAACUCAGUUUGGCGGAGGGGUAGCCAAAAAAGAAGAGGAUGAAGCGAUCUCUAAAAUCUUAGCAAGUGUCGGAGGAGCCAUUGCCCCCAGGAAACUGCGGCUGCGACCCGCUUCGUCCUGCGCGGAUUUCAGGGUUGAGAACAGCGCAAAGCGGUUAUGGAGCGGACGGUGCACUCCAUCCGCCGAGGAUAGAGACCCAGGCGCCGGGAGGGGUCCGUUCAUUUCGCCGCAGCCUUGGAGGCCGCUGCUGCCUCUCAUCCGCUGCGUUUCGUUACCAUUAUCCUCGUUCUUGAAAAGUCAUGGAAGACAGCCCGCUGCCAGACCUCAGAGACAUAGAGCUGAAGCUGGGGCGCAAAGUACCCGAGAGCCUAGUGCGCUCGCUCCGUGGGGAGGAGCCGGUUCCCCUGGAAAGGGACGGGGACCCCUGCGGGGGGAGCGGCGGCGGCGGCGGCUGCAGUAGUAGCAACAGCAGCUGCAGCUUCCCUCCCUCCUUGUCGUCCUCCUCUUCGUCCUCUCCAACCUCUGGCUCCCCCCGUCGUAGCCACUGCAGCGCCCUGGAGAGGCUGGAAACCAAGAUGCACUUCCUCAGGCAAGAGAUGGUUAACCUCAGAGCAACAGACGUCAGGCUCAUGCGCCAGUUGCUUGUUAUCAAUGAGAGCAUUGAGUCCAUCAAGUGGAUGAUUGAAGAGAAAGCCACCAUUACCAGCCGAGGCAGCAGUCUGAGUGGGAGCCUGUGCAGUUUAUUGGAGAGUCAGAGCACCUCCUUACGUGGCAGCUACAAUAGCCUCCAUGAUGGCAGCGAUGGGCUGGAUGGCAUCUCCGUGGGGAGCUUUCUGGACACUUUGGCAGAUGAUGUCCCUGGCCAUCAGACCCCAUCAGACUUGGACCAAUUCAGUGACAGCUCCAUAAUAGAGGACUCACAAGCCCUGCACAAACACCCUAAACUGGAUUCUGAAUACUACUGCUUUGGCUAAUGACCCAGUUUUUUGCAUGGGAUUGGUGUGCAAUUAACUCGUAUUUAUCCUUCUCCGCUGCUAUAUUUUUGGUGUGAUUUUUUUUAUAUGACAACCUUUUUAAAAGAAGCUUAUUUUGAAACUGCUUGAUGAUAAUUCUGUUGCUCCUAAUAUUUCUCAUCUGGACUGAUUUAUCUUUCUCUCUUGCAUCUCUAUUUUUAUUUAUUACAAUGAUUUUUCUCCCUUUUACAGUGGCACAAAUAAAGUAGGGGGGAAAAGAAUAAGCAAUAAUUAAGUUUUUGCUUUUGUUUUCAGGGCAAGGGGUCAGGAAUUACCAAAAAAAAAAAAAAAAAGUCUUUGCUAAAUUUUACAAUAAACCAAAGUCUGAUAAC